Molecule: messenger RNA, 616 nt
Organism: Xenopus laevis (African clawed frog)
Lineage: Eukaryota; Metazoa; Chordata; Amphibia; Anura; Pipidae
Gene: gip.L
Product: gastric inhibitory polypeptide L homeolog
Biological process (GO): regulation of fatty acid biosynthetic process; signal transduction; response to starvation
Cellular component (GO): extracellular region
Molecular function (GO): hormone activity; glucagon receptor binding
Source: RefSeq, marked provisional
GGAUCAGAACCACCGGACACUACUAGCAUUUCCAAAAUGAGGACCCUGAAAUAUGCAGCUUUCCUUUUAGCCUUUAUAAUAUUCAAUACUGCAGAAGCCGAUGAAAAUAACAUGAGAGCGAAUGUAGAAAAUGAGAGGCCACAGCCCUUACAGAGGCGAUAUUCAGAGGCCAUCCUCGCCAGCGACUACAGCAGAUCCGUGGAUAACAUGCUCAAAAAGAACUUUGUCGACUGGUUACUUGCUAGAAGAGAGAAGAAAAGCGAAAAUACAUCUAAAGCCACCAAAAGAGAGGCAGAGUUUCAGCUUCCGGAUGGGAAUAUGAAAGAAAAAGCAGCUCAGGAAGGAUUUGAGAGGAACAUAAGCUACUUCACCUGGCUGAUGAGGAACAAGCACAGAGAAAGUGCCUACAAUGAAGCCAAAAUGAUGUCGAACCAGGAAUUAGUAGAUUUACUGAUGUUAACAGAUCUAUGCAAACAGAGGUUUUCUUAAUUGUUGCUCAGUUCCAUAUCUGGACCUCGUGUGUCCAUGGAGAAUCCACGGACAGACACACAGAUGCUGUAGUUAUCAAUUUUAUUUGCUGAUUCCCAAUGAAAGAAAUAAAAUACAUUUCAGAACU